Messenger RNA from Solea solea (common sole), 1493 nucleotides. RefSeq names its product transmembrane protein 244 (gene tmem244). The record is from RefSeq and is a predicted model, not a curated record. The transcript has 6 exons. Bases 47 to 571 code for a protein of 174 amino acids. Lineage: Eukaryota; Metazoa; Chordata; Actinopteri; Pleuronectiformes; Soleidae.
UGCAUACGUGUAGCCCACAUACUCUCAUUUAGACCCGCAGCCAUUCAUGUUGUUGGACUACUGCUGUCGUUGUUGUGGAUUCACACUCAUAAAACGCCAUGGACACUUGUCCCUCAAGACCACACCCACUGAUACCUGGGUCGUCCUGCAGAAUCUGUUGAUGUGCAUGGUGUGUUUCUACUCUCUCUAUUACAUUGCGGUCAGUCUUUGCAUCGGACUGUUCAGUGUUCAUGAGAUCAACAGCUUGUUGGCACCAUUCGACUACACAACGCAACCGUCAUGGCAGAACCCCAAAUACCUGGUUGGUGUCAUUUCCACAGAAGUGACCUACGUUUUAGGAGGGCUGAUCUUUGCCUGGAUUGUAGAGGAGUGCGUCUGGGAUUACGCCAUAACUGUGACACUGCUACAUGUCGCGAUGACCGUGGCAGUGAUGUCAGACUUCCCUUCAGCUGAACACUGGUGGAUAGCUCUUGGAUCAGGCCUGGUGAUGAUGAUAUUCGGGGGACAGCUCCUGGCCUACAAACUCUUCAGAACCAACUUUGUGUGUCCAGCUGAACUGCAGAACUUCUGAUGGACACAAUGAGGAAAUCUUUUAACUGGCUUACUGGUUAAUCUCAGGCCUGCAUGCAUCCUAGUGGGUACACUGUAAAGAGUGUACAGCUAGGUUCAUGUUAACACUGGUGUGUGUUUGUCUCCCAACACACUUGGUAACUUUUUUCAUUCUCUUAUUAUCAGAUCCCUCUUUGUGUAUAAAAAAAUACAUUUUAUUAAUCCCCUUAGGUAAAGUAUUCCUCUGCAUUUGACCCAUCCUAGAAUUAGGAGCAGUGGGCUGCCACACUGAGUAGCGCCCAGGGAGCAUUGGGGGUUGGGUACCUUGCUCAGGGGUACCCCAGCCCUUUUUGGCCAGGUGGAGAUUUGAGCCGGCAACCCUCCGGUUACAAGUCAAGUUCCCUUUCCACUUGGCCACGGGCAAGCAUAUAUUGUCAAUUUAGCAGUAUUUUUGUAACAUUCUGUACAGUUUCAAUAUUUUUGUACAUUUUUCUUCACAAAUGUCAUACUGUAUACAAUAUAGGAAAAUAUUUGCGAGUUAUAAUAUAUUGUACAAUGUUACAUGGCUGGUUUGUAGAGUAUACUAGUCUGAUACCCGUCAAAAUACCGUCUGUCAGGUCUGUGCUGCAUCUACAUGUACUCAGACAACAUUUUUUAACCCUUUGAUGUGUUAAUACUGCCAACUGUAUCUAUUAUGUAAAAUGUGUUUACAAUGGAUAACUUUAUUCAAAAAGAUUGUUUUACUUGUUAAAAUUGUAAAAUUGAAGUGAUUGAUAAUGAUUGCAGUCGUACAAAUAAAGUGAAUACAGAUCUAGACUUUUCCACCAGAAUUGGGCUCCCCUUGAAGUCCCCCCCACCCCCAUCUGUUUGUUGGAUAGACCUAUUUUGCUUACAGUAAAAAUUAAUAAUUCAUAAACUGAUUUAUGAUUUAUUUAUACUAAAUU